CUGACCAUAAUGAUGAUAAACUCUCCGAAUCCUUAUUUGAUUAGGAUUAUUUGUUGUUGAUGCAUCUGUUGUGUUAAUGAUAUGUUCUUCUAAAAAAAUAUUAGUUAUAUUGUUAGUGAUUGAGUAGAAUGCCAACAAGAUGUGUUUGAUGAUGUGACAUGAACAAGAGGCACACUCAACAGUCAACAUAUAUGAUUUUGAUACAAAAGAAAAUUUGCUGACCAUUUUUGUUAAUGUUUUAAAGUAUGGUGAUGAUUAGGAGGAAAUCCAGUGAAAACGGACGAUCCGACCCAUACAAAAUUCAAGACGGAAAAGAAAGAAGCGGGUAAAUUAAAAAUCCGGAUUCUCGUCUAUAUAAUCCUCGAAAGGAGUGAUAUUCGUCCUUGUUUCCCCAAUCAAUCAUCGACGAAUUCUAGGGUUUUCACUUUUCAGCCUCGUAGGGUUUUCAAUCCUCUCCCCCAAAUCCGCUGCGGGCGCGCAAUUAAGCCAUGACAGGGAAGGCGAAGCCGAAGAAGCACACGGCGAAGGAGAUCGCAGCGAAGGCGGACGCCGCGCUGACAAACAGAGGCGGAGGCAAAGCCGGGCUCGUCGACAGGACGGGGCAAACCAAAGGAGGCCACGCCAAAUUCGAGUGCCCGCACUGCAAAGUCACUGCUCCUGAUGUAAAAUCGAUGCAGAUCCAUCACGAGGCUCGCCACCCGAAGAUCCCCUUCGAGGAAGAUAAGAUCCAAAACCUGCACGCCACCGCGCCUGCCGCUGCUGUUGCCGAUACCUCGGCCGGGAAGCCACGUCCUGGCGUCAGGGGCAGCCUCAAGAAGUGAUCUUUUGGAGGCUUCGGUCAGGAAACAUGAUCGUCCUGCUGCUACUUUUCGGUUAACUUAUGGUUUCUGGGUAAUCUUGUUGUCUUUCUGUGGUUUGUGGGUUCACUGAAUACUAUACCCUGUCUGGGUUUAUAAUCUUACUUUAUUAUGGUAUGAUCGAUAAGGAUGGGGUUUGUUUCUGUAAUCCUUUCACCGGCUUGGCUUGCCAUUUGGAUUUGUGGAAUGUACAUGAAGCUCGGUUGUGGUAACUGUGGAGGUGGUUCUUGUGGCAUACGCCCAUGGCCAGAAUCUGCUUGUUCCACUUAAGAUCAAAGUUUGCUUCUUUUUGUUUGGAUUGCGAUAUAUGUGCCAUUGUCGUGCUGCGUCUGGUUGGGAAAAUCUGGGUUUUCCCCUUCAAUGUGCCUUUUAUCCUUCUCUUUAGAUGGUAACCAUUGCAUUCAAUCAAGAUGUUACUUGUCU
Molecule: messenger RNA, 1280 nt
Organism: Linum trigynum
Lineage: Eukaryota; Viridiplantae; Streptophyta; Magnoliopsida; Malpighiales; Linaceae
Source: the annotation of a GenBank genome assembly